Messenger RNA from Hydra vulgaris (swiftwater hydra), 1112 nucleotides. RefSeq names its product crystallin J1A. Lineage: Eukaryota; Metazoa; Cnidaria; Hydrozoa; Anthoathecata; Hydridae. The record is from RefSeq and is a predicted model, not a curated record.
GAUUUACUUAUAUUUUACUUUAUAGUAUAGAAUAAUGGCCAAAUCUAUAGAAUCAUUGAUUAAAAUAAUAAGAGAACUUCCAGACAUCAGUCAACGAAAAGUUUGUGCUUUAAUUGGUGCUACUGUUGGGGAUGCUGCUUGUCGACCUUUACACUGGAUUUACAAUCAAGAAACCUUAGAUAAUAUUCUUGGAGAUGAAAAAACACCUGAAUUCUGGCCUGAAAGCAAAUCUCCCUUUUAUACUAUUCCAUUAGGACAUCGAAGUUGUUACAAUGAAGAAGCUCUUACUACUAUGGCUGCUAUAACCAAAAAUGAAGGUGUUAUUGAUAUUAAGAAAAUCUGUGAAAAUUUCAAAAUAAAUUUUGGUGCUGGAACAGAAUAUGAUGCUGCUCUUAAACGAAGAAAAGCGCAAUAUGAUCCUGCAAAUCGAAAUGCAUUCCCUGGUGCAGUUGAGGGCCCUUGGAUACAUGGAGCUGUGAUCAAGUUUUUAGAAAACUAUGAAUUGUAUGCAGAAUGUUUUUCAGGGGAUAGUGAAGGAAACGAUUUAGAUGCGUUUUGUGCAGCAUUACCAAUAGUUGUUAAGUUAAGUGACAAAGACAACAUGUGGGAAAAAUCGUUAGAAGUAGUAAGGUUGUUUUCAACUCAUUCAGAUUCAUUAAAGUUUGUGGAAGCUUCUGCAUGUUUGGUGCAGGCUUUUAUUCAAGGUGUCAAUGACCCAAUAGCUGAAGCUAAGAAAAACAUACAUGCUGAUGUCUUGGAGCAUAUGUUAGAAGUAGAAGCAAAUUUAGACAAACCGUUUAUUCCAACUGUAGCUAAGUUUGGCAAAGCAUGUUCUUUACCUGGCUCAUUCAAAGGUGCCUAUCUCUGUUUAUUGUCAACAGGGUCUUUUGUUGAUGCGAUUCGUUUAAAUAUCACAGCUGGAGGUUGUAAUUGCUCCAGAGGAAACUUGAUUGGUGCUGCUUUUGGAGCAAAAUUUGGAAUUGAUGGUAUUCCUGUUGAAUGGUUGAACAAAGUUGAUAACAUUGAAAACAUUGUUCAGCAAGCAAUAGCAAUUUCUUCGUAAAUUACAAAUUACUUUUUUUAUUUUAAAAAAAUAAAAGUUUUUGUUUGUA